Messenger RNA from Myripristis murdjan (pinecone soldierfish), 1470 nucleotides. It is a transcript of the gene thtpa, whose product is annotated as thiamine triphosphatase. The record is from RefSeq and is a predicted model, not a curated record. Lineage: Eukaryota; Metazoa; Chordata; Actinopteri; Holocentriformes; Holocentridae. Gene Ontology annotation, molecular function: thiamine triphosphate phosphatase activity; magnesium ion binding. Gene Ontology annotation, biological process: dephosphorylation; thiamine diphosphate metabolic process. The transcript is spliced from 4 exons. The coding region runs from base 93 to 866 and encodes 257 amino acids.
AAAUAAACUUUGCUGACGUGUAGGAGCUGCUCGGAUUCAUCGCUCAGUCCUUGAUGUCAAUGAUUUUGGACCCGUGGUCGUGACUUUAAAAGAUGAGUGUGGAGGUGGAGAGAAAAUUUGUAUGCAGUGCUGACACACAGAAGACACUGGAGGAGAUUGGAGCGGUGUGUGUCGGUCAGCGCCAGUUUCACGACCAGUACUUUGACACCCCCGACUUCCACCUCACUUUGAGAGACAUGUGGCUGCGUAAACGCAAAGGAUGCUGGGAGCUCAAGUGUCCAACAGCAACAGGCGGCGAGACAGAAGAGACCAGUGGGGAGCAAAGUAAAGAGGCAGCUCUGUGCACUCGCUACAAGGAGAUAACCAAUCCUCUUGAGAUUCAACAGAGAGUGAGAGAAGCCAUACAAGACAACUGUGGGGAAGAGGAGGGUACAUGCACACUGCUAGAAAAAGAUGAAGGACAAGCAGGCAUGGAGGCAGGCUGUGUAAGCCAGGGGCAGCCAGUUAUUGACCCAGAUGGACGUAAAACAGCAGAGAAAGGCUUGUCACAGGAGGACGACUCCUGGUUGAGCGAGCUGCAUCUGGUGUGUUUUGCGGAGUUUACAACAGCACGUUGUUCCUUCACUCUCCAGGAGGAGGGAGUGCAAGUAGACCUUGACCAAGCUGACUUCGGCUACCAUGUAGGGGAAAUAGAAGUCCUGGUGUCGGAGGGAGAGGAUGUGCAGUCUGCCCUGGAGAGGAUCGAAAGAACAGCUCGAAAGCUGGGUCUGACCGGGGAUCAGCGAGUUGAAGGAAAAAUGAACAUUUACCUUAAAAGAUACCGUCCAGAGCACUAUGAAAAACUACUCAGUGCACAUGUUUUGUAAUGGCUAUUAUAUGUGCGAUAGCUCAAUAGUAUGUAACAUGUACAUAUUGCUAAAAUUACUGAUGUUAGUUAUUGACGAGCAUAAUGCAUUUUAAUGAAUAAAAAUCUACCUCUCUGUGUUACUCUAAAGAUGCUAAGUAGACUUUUCUUUAAGGUUAGAUCUCCAACACACUGACGACUAAGCCACAUCAGACAAAUCAAUGUAGAAAUAUUUCACAGAAAUCAACACAACCCUGUAUUACAAUGUUCAACAAGCUGAUGUUGCCUGGCAACAAAUAAAAAUUCCCACCAGAGCAAAAGUUGGCUUGUGCAGCCUGGCAACAUUUGUUAUAAAAUCGGAGACACAGGAGAAUUAAAAAAAAAUCUAGAUCACUAAUUGUCACAAGUUUUAUAUACAAGACUUUGAGAAACCUUGGUUAGUUUUUGGAGUAAUUAGCCAGACAAAUUCUUUUACGCACGUGUAGUUUUACUCAGUUUAACUACUCAAAGUGGAUCUGAUCCACUCAGAGCUAAAAUGAACUGGCUAUUAAACCACUUCACAUGGCUGUUAUCAUUUGUACUUGACCUUGUGAUAAAUGUCCUGACUACCAUGAACAAUAACCUUU